GUUCAAGAGAUGUUGUCCCCGUUGUUUCUGGGUAUCCUGGUCCAAUGUGUUUCGACGGUUCAACAGGUAACACAGACACGUUGGAACACAGGCACAAAUCCACCAGAAACUGACUGUCAUACAAUGGCUGCCGUUUCAAACAUCAUCUCAAUGGAGAAGAUGGAAACUGUCUACAUUAUUUACGAUGGCGAACAAGAUACCUGUCUAUACAAACUCACUGGUAACUUGACGCAUCGAACAAAAGUACAGUUUAUGGGAGAGGAUACAUUUCAGGAUGACUUGACAUCAGUCAUUGACGACUUGGUUCAGCAUGGGAAUAUCGAUAUGAUGCGCAGAACGCUCAACGUUGUCCUGUCCUGCUCGGCAAGGUGCAUUCAACAAGCUCUAGUCACGGGGCUGGAGCUUGAUAUGAAGGUCGGCAAGCAGUCUGUGUUGAGACAUUUUUCUAAGUGGAUUCUCAUUCCAAAUGACAACACAGGCAUUGCUGUCACAAAUUUGACGAUGGACAAUGUUAUCUUACUGACUGAUAACAAGAAUACAACGAUAAAGGAGGUCGCCACGUUGCUCUGGGCGAAGGAAGGUAGACAGUGGGACAUUCUUGACAGAGGCAGCACAAUCAGCCUAAACAACUCCACGGUGUACCCUAAUACUAGAUUUGGUCUCAAUGGAAGAAAACUUAUUGUUGUGGCGCUUGAGUGGAAACCUUUCAGUGUAAAGGAGCGAGACAGUGGCAUCGUUACCUAUAGUGGUAUAUCCGGUGAAUACAUGGACUACCUUUCAAAAAGCUUCAAUUUCAGUUACAAGUACAUCGAGCCCCCGGACAAGUUGUGGGGACACAAGACCGAAGACGGGAAUUGGACGGGAAUUGUAGGCCUGCUCCAAAGAGAGGAAGCAGACAUGUGUUCUGUUCCCUAUGCAUUUAACAUUGAACGUGCAGAGGUGAUGGAGUUUACAUAUCCUGUACUCAUGGAAUACUCAACAGUGAUCUAUAAAACAUCGCAAGAUGAAAGCAAGAUAUGGAAAGUGUUGAUCUCUUGUUUCAAAUGGGAGGUCUACAUUGUUGGAGUUGUUGUGAUGCUCACCGUUGGACUGCUACACGUAUGUCUGCUUAAGUCAACCCCUGAUCCAUCUAAAGAUGGGCGAAUAAUGAAAAACUCCGUUUCUUCUGGUGGUCUUUUGAUGGGAAUCAUGCCUCCUCUGAAUCAGGCCUCAGUGGACAUCCCCAUGUUUGACUCUGGUAGGAUGCUGUUCAGCUGUUGGUGGUUGUUCUGCCUCAUCAUGACAGCUAUCUACAGAGGUAACCUAAUGGCCUUCCUCACUGUCAGUAGAACAGUCGUCCCAUUCCGUACCCUGGAGGAGCUGGCUAACCAAGACGUGUACGAUAUUGGGGCACCUGUUGGGAGUUAUCUUAGUUUGGCUAUAAUGAGCUCCAAUCAGACAACGCUGAAAAAGAUAUGGAAGAAAAUACAACAAACACAUGCUGUUGGUCCCAAGUCUGGAGAUGCUGAUUACGUGUACCAGCUGCAACGACUGCAUGAGGGAUACUUUGCGUACAUGCAGUCAAACGUGGCUUCUGAUGUUAUCAUGAAUGGUACAUGUAGUCUUGCUAAGAUGAAAGAAGCCUUCCUACCAACCGUAUCCAGCAUGACGUUUCCUUUGCAUUCUCCUAUGGCGAGACUAUUCCACUCAAAGGUGUUGUCUGUGAUGGACACGGGACUGUAUCCUAAAUGGUAUGGGAAGUGGGUUCCCACCCAGGAGUCCUGUUCCGACAAGUCUAUAGAUGUAGGCGUGUCUACACUACACGUACACGACUACUACAGUGCCCUCGCAGCUUGUGCUGUCGGUGUAUCUGUUGCCUCCAUGGUGCUACUGGGCGAGACUUAUUUGUUUCAAAUUAUGCCACGAAGGAACAUCGCUUCAUUGACAGAUACUUAGCUAUCACUUUGCAUGUUCACGUCAGCAUCCCCAACAUGACACAUGUCCCUUAAACUUGAUUGUUCAAAUAACACGUUGGGUUGCAAUA
Messenger RNA from Haliotis rufescens (red abalone), 2023 nucleotides. RefSeq names its product probable glutamate receptor. Bases 10 to 1935 code for a protein of 641 amino acids. Gene Ontology annotation, molecular function: glutamate-gated receptor activity. The record is from RefSeq and is a predicted model, not a curated record. The transcript has 11 exons. NCBI's taxonomy places the organism in Eukaryota, Metazoa, Mollusca, Gastropoda, Lepetellida, Haliotidae. Gene Ontology annotation, cellular component: membrane.